Molecule: messenger RNA, 1313 nt
Organism: Neltuma alba
Lineage: Eukaryota; Viridiplantae; Streptophyta; Magnoliopsida; Fabales; Fabaceae
Product: leucoanthocyanidin reductase
Exons: 5
Molecular function (GO): oxidoreductase activity
Source: RefSeq, a predicted model, not a curated record
AAAUAUAUCUGUAAAUCAAGCAAAGCAAAGUACGAGGUUGGAGAUGACGGUGCCACCAGCCACUCCCCUACUGCCGCCGCCGUCGCCGCCACAACCAGGCGGGUGCUCAUUGUCGGCGCGACGGGUUUCAUCGGUCAGUUCUUAGCGGAGGCCAGCCUUGGCGCCGGCCACCCCACCUUUCUGCUCGUACGUGAGGAACCCCUCGUCCCUCCCAAGGCCGACCUCGUGAAAGCCUUCCAUAAGAAAGGGGCCACCAUCGUUCAUGGAUCGAUUAAAGAGAAGGAAGUGAUGGAGAAGAUAUUGAAAGAGAAUGAAAUAGAGAUUGUCAUAUCGGUGGUCGGAGGCGCGGCUAUUCUUGAUCAGCUCAGCCUUGUGGAGGCCAUCAAAUCUGUCAAAACUAUUAAGAGAUUUUUGCCCUCGGAGUUUGGGCAUGACGUGGACCGGGCGGAUCCGGUGGAACCGGGGCUCCAAAUGUAUGAACAGAAGCGGAAGGUGAGGAGGAUGGUGGAACAGGCAGGAAUCCCGUACACUUACAUUUGCUGCAAUUCUAUUGCCUCAUGGCCAUAUUACGAUAACUGUCAUCCUGCCAAUCACCCGCCACCGUUGGAUCUUUUGCACAUCUACGGUGAUGGCACCGUCAAAGCUUACUUUGUUGAUGGAGCGGAUAUUGGAAAAUUCAGCAUUAAGGCCGCCGAUGAUGUCAGAACCCUGAACAAGAAUGUCCAUUUUCGACCACCAAACAAUUUCUAUUGCACCAACGAGCUUGCUUCUUUGUGGGAAUCUAAAGUUGGACGUAAAAUCCCCAGAGUCACAGUCUCUGAAGAUGAUCUUCUUGCUGUUGCUGCAGAGAAUCGUAUCCCCAGGAGUGUCGUAGCAUCCUUCACCCAUGACAUCUUCAUCAAAGGUUGUCAACUGAACUUCCCCACAGAGGGACCUCACGACGUCGACAUUGGAAAUCUCUACCCUGAUGAGACUUUCAGGAGCUUGGAGGAUUGCUACGACGAUUUCGCCCGGAUGAUCCCAGACAAGAUUCAUUCGGAGAGAAGUCGGAGCCGGCCUCGCUCAUGAUCUGAUUAUGGCCUUAAUUAGAUCUUGCAGGAGCCACAAAUUCAUCAGAAGCACAGCUAUCUUUACUACUUUAUGUUAUUAAUAAGACUAUGUUACGUAUGUAUGGACUUGGUGUCUUAUAUAUCCUGCAGUAAGCCCAAUAAAUUCGUAAUAACAUGUCACCGACAGCUGCUGUAUAUUCGUACUGUACUGGAGCUGAUCUACGUACCAGAAUAUCACUAUCUUUUUCCUUUUUUGCCAAUGAA